AUGGCAUUUGGUGCAUUGGAAUCAUGUCCUGAAUGUGGUGGUUUUCUUGUAUUCAAUUACACAAAUUAUCGUUGUACUGGAAAUAUUACGGAAUGGACAACAUAUUCGUAUACAACAAAUUUACCAAAACGAAAAGCAUUUGAAAUUCCAGAUAGGAUCAAAGAAGACUACGAUAUGUUUCAACAAUACAAAUAUGAGCAACGAGAUUGCAUCAUACCUCAAGUAACCAAAAAACCUAAAUUGAUCAACAAAAUAGAUGAGAUUAAAGAACCUGAUUAUGAUCCGAAAUUGCCUCUUAAUGGCUACUCAGUCGCAUUAAUCGGUCGUUUAUUGAAACGAAAGAGCAUCUUAAAAAAACAUAUCGAACAAUUAGGUGGAGCUAUGACUACGAAUAUUGAUAAAACAGUCGGUGUGGUCGUUAGUACUCAAGAUGAAAUCAAAACAUUAUUAUCAUUCAAUAUUGAUCUACGGAAAAUGUCUCUUCGUAAACUUUCACGUAAUCAAUUAAAAAUAGCUUAUGGAGUUCUUACUGAAUUACAAACAUUAAUUACUAGUGAUUCAAUAAAUAAAACAUCGAUUAUCGAUGCUAGUAAUCGAUUUUAUACACGCAUUUCACAUGAUUUUGGUCGAAAAAAACCUCAGAUACUCAAUAAUGUCGAUUUCAUUCAAUCGAAAACACAAAUGAUUGAUAAUUUACUUGAUAUUAAAAUUGUCUAUUCAAUUCAAGGUUUACGAAUUGCUCUACCCGAAGCACCCAUGACAGGUUACAUGUUUGGCAAAGGUGUCUAUUUUGCAGAUAUGGUCUCAAAGAGUGGCGACGCACCCGAAGGAUUAAUGCUUUUAUGUGAAGUUGCUCUCGGUAGAAUGUACGAAUGUUACAAAAGUACAAGUCUAUCAGUAGAUACAUUACCCAAAGGUGCACAGUCGACCAAAGAUUGUGGUCAAACAACUUCUGAUCCAAAAAAUCAUUAUUAUACCGAUGAUGGAGUUCUCAUUCCACUGGAUCAAGGUGUAAACGCAAACAUUCUACAUAACUCACUCUUAUACAAUGAAUAUAUCUUCUAUAAUACCGAUCAAAUCAAAAUAAGAUACCUGUUAUGCGUGUAUUUCGAUUAUAAAAACUAAACUAUCGUUAUUUUUAUGUGUUCAAAUUUUUUUCAAUAAAAAACUAAUCACUAUAUGAACUAUAUACUCGUAGCGCUAGCUCUUCUUUCUAUAAAGUAUGACAAUGAACUCUUUCGUGGAAAAGGAAAUAAAAUAUACAAUGAUUCUACUCCAAAAUAUCCAAAGUACUUGGCUCUUCUGUUUCACUUGCUAGGACCUAUAUAUAUACGUCCUUGGUCCCCCAAUGGGUUAAAGAAUCAAAUAUCAUAUAUUGUGCCUAUAGACAAUUCAUUAAUCUAACUAAUGAUUACUAAUAAACAAGAAAAUAGCGGUUGCAUCAACAGAUAAUGAGAUAGAACUAAAUUAUAAACCUAUAUAUCUAUAUACAUUGAAGUUCGAACGAUAAAAAAGCUGCAUGUGUUAUGUUUUUGUUCUCAAUGUAUCAAACACAAAAACGAUCAAAAAGAUGGUGUUGCCACUUGAUCAAAUGAAGAUUAAUUAAUUUUUAAUCGAUUUUAAUGGCGUUGGACGCAAAACAUGUUUUUUUCACAUUUUAAAUUAGAAGCUCAACCUUCUAUUCCUUUUUUCGGACUUCUCUUUUCAACAAAUGGUAAGUAUAGCAAUACAUGAGACUUUGAAAUGCAUUACGUGCUUCAAAAUACGAUACCAAUUGAUACUAACUCACGUAAGAAAAAUAUUGAUAAAUUAGAUUCGAAUCGAUUAUUUUGUCAGUGAAAACCGAUCCAAAUGGUUGUAUUUUUAAGCCAAUUCAAAUCUGGUUUUUUAAGCUUUAAAGAUAUAUCUCCGUUGAUUUUAAUCGAUUAUAAGAGGGUGGGGUGUGGGUGUGUGGGUGUUGAUGAAAAGGACACCCACACCCACACCCUAAUCGUACUGGUGUUGGUUACACUAUAUAGCAAUGUCUAAAAAAACUCGCUUACAUCACAGUGUCGUAAAAGUCAUCACAGUGGCGUCAACGCUUGCCGAUUCAGCGUUACUUCACCUGUGCAUUGACUUUGUGUUGUUUUUCUUGUAAGUUGGAAAAAAAACCUACUGAUGACAGUCAAUAAAGUGCCUCAUUCUCCAUUUUCUUAUCAAAUAUUUAUUUUGCAAGUGAAGGCCGCUAUUGAAGUAUGCUGCGUGCAACAACAUCGACUUUCCGCGAAAAAAGAACAGAGGCUUAUGCGUCAAUCAACUUUUUUCUUUCUUUGUGGGUAACUCCUGUGGCAUAGAAGGUAUACUGUAUCAUUGCCAAGGAAUAAAACAAGGAUUCAUGGUGUUUUGUCGAGCCUUUUUGAAUACAUAAAAUAUUCAUUGUAGACUUGAUCGAUUGGUGAUUUAGCAACAUAGACAUGAAACUUUUGCGAAGUUCAUAUCUCAGAACUAUGCGAAUCUUUGUGAAGAACGCUUAAGGCUAGCAGACUCACGAGAGAAGAUUCUCAAAUGAUCCGCACCACUUUUGUGGAUAUUUUCCCAUAGAUAGAGCUUGAUGAGACUAGAAAAAGCCUAAAAGGAUAAUGGUCUAUAGGCCUUUCUUCUCGAGUUAUGAUCAUUUUACUAGGUUUAUCACCCAUGAGGGUGUGGGUGUCGAUGUAAUUCUUCUCUUAACCCACACCCACACUAUAAUUGUUACUGUAUCUAUCAAUUAAAUUCUCAUUAAUUUGACAAUUAUUUCAUUGCUUUCGUGUCAUUCAAUUGAUUAAUCUAAUAAAACAAAGCCAAUGAAUAGAAUGUUUCACUAUAAAAGAGUGACUGUGCGAGAACAAACAACAUAUUUAAAUAUUGACAGAUCAUAUCGUAAAAAAAGUGUUGACAGUUUAAAACAAUAAUCAUUAUUGAAAUUUGAACGAUUUAUUCUCGUUAUUGUUGAGACUAGUGUACGACAAAAAAUAUUUGUAUAAUUAAAAAGAAAACUGUUCAUCUUCGAUUAAAUGUCAUUGAAAACAAAAUAUAAAUGUUGAAAUUUAGGCUGAAUUAAUUUAUAAAUAGUUUUGUAUUCGUUGAAAAAAAAUGAUAAAAGAAAAAAUAAUAAUUUGAUGAUAAUUUUUCAAAAGUUAGCUCCAAACAUUGCUACGGUGUCUCUCACGACCUGUAUGAUAAUGAACAUUCAGGCGAUGAUUUUUUUUUCUACGAAUUUUAAUUUUACUAUCAGCAUGAUGCUCAUAAAGCUUUUGGGU
Rotaria sordida is the source of this 3278-nucleotide messenger RNA. NCBI's taxonomy places the organism in Eukaryota, Metazoa, Rotifera, Eurotatoria, Philodinida, Philodinidae. The record is from the annotation of a GenBank genome assembly.